This is a messenger RNA of Aspergillus nomiae NRRL 13137, 2516 nucleotides long. RefSeq names its product Clr5 domain-containing protein. Lineage: Eukaryota; Fungi; Ascomycota; Eurotiomycetes; Eurotiales; Aspergillaceae. The record is from RefSeq and is a predicted model, not a curated record. The annotation marks the transcript as partial. The transcript has 4 exons.
AAGAACACAUCGUCCGAGAUUCAUUGCCACCAAAAACCCACCAAAUUAACAUCAGGAGCUUUGAGCCGUCCCAUAAAUACAAGUGCGAUGUCCAUUCUGCUCCUCUGAAAACUUCUGGCUCCGGAUUCCCCUUCAAAUCGUUUCGCAAUGAUACCCCAGUGCUGGCUCAUUCGAUUUCUCAAAUCAUUCAUCCUCGCGGUUCUUUCUCACCAUUCAAAGCUUUAACGCACUCAGCCCUACCGAAAAUAAAGCAGCAAUCUCGCAUUCUCCCUGGCAAGGCUUCGCAGGAUCCUCCGCUCCUUACGCAACCACGGGGAGUAGAGUUUCAUCGCUUGGCAGAUGUGCCUACUUUGACCACAUUUCACGACGACAUCGAUAAUUUGUCACAUAGAGAAGAGGGUCUUACCAAAUCCAAGCCGUACAUUAUGCCUUUACUAAAAAAGGCAUCACGAAAAGAUUCACCAACCACAUCACUGGAUCUGUCACACUCAUCCUUAGAGCAUGGCGGUUUAGGAAUCAUCGCAACUUGCGAGAAAGGGCGCCAGAGUAACUCAGUCGCUGAUUUAGCCAAUCGAAAGAACAUCCCUGGUCUUCACCACCGAUCAACUAGCGGGACUUCCCAAUUUUCUUCUGCGAGUAGUUCCAGUAUGAACAAGCCAGGUUCGCAGAAUAUUCACCUGAUGCGUCAAGCAACUCGCUCUUACACCCCACCAUUAAGUCAAUCACAUCAGGCCUCGGUAUUCGAGAGCGAUGCCUCUGGCAAUAGAGACUCAGUUGAGGGUGAGCUCUUAGGCUGGUCAGGCUCCGACACGUUCUAUCCGUCUGUACAAGGCUGUCGGGUUCACACACCCAACGGGCGCACCUCCAAACUGGAGGGAGCGCCUCCACGAACAUCUCUCAUCAUGGUAUAUGAUUGGGAUGGAAAGCGGGACAUCUGCUAUCAGAUGUAUAUCAAAGACAAAAAAGCUUUGGAGGAAAUUAUGGAGUAUAUGAAGAAUGUAUAUCAAUUCGCACCCAGCCAGCGAGACAUGCUUCGAAUACUGAAUGAAGAAGGUUUCGAAAUCAAAGAGAGAGAGCUCAUGCGGUCAACUAUGCAAGCAUCCGCACAACUAUCAGAAGAUGAAGGCUUGCUUGCAUUGCAGCAAGAAGUUUACAAGAAUGAGAGCUCAUUCAAUGACACUGAGCCUCUCCUUACUGACACAGCAAGCCCACGUCCCCCGUCGCCUGGCUUGUCACCAGAAGUUCUAGCCAAACGCAAGGAACGACUAGAACGAUUGAAAGCAGAAAGUGCAGAACGCUGGGCUACCAGAAAGCGCCGGCGCCGUACUCGAGGAUGGGCAGGGCUGCCAGCCGAUCCCCCGGGACCCCCGCGCUUUCCCUCUGAAACGACUAUUGAUGAGAGUAAAAAGCACUUGAACCUGGAUAACGUCAUGUAUCGUCAAAUCAGGGAUCAGUUCCAGAAAAUUUGCGAGGAUGCUGGCUUCAUCAAGAAAACAGUUGCUGGGCCCGAAAAAUGGCAAGAAGCCAAAAACAAACUGAUCCAAGAAUCACAACACCUUCAACAUAUAUUUUGGGAGGAUCCUAAUCAACUUGAUGCAAAGGCCCUUGCUCUUGAUGUUGUCUGCACAGAUGUCACGAAGAGGAUGCGCACCUUGGAGAGGCGAAUGACCAUUGCGGAAGCUAAAAACGCUCUUGGGGUUAAUCCAGAGGAAAGCCGCCAAAUACGGAAUGCAUUUUACAAUACACUGAAAGCGGAUCAUUUCACAAGCAAACUAGAGGCUGGUGAUGAGCACUGGACGAAAUUGAAGGAGCAGUGGAUUCAAAAUUCUGAGCUGCUUCAACAUAUUUUGGCUCCAGGGCCAACGGAUACAGAACACACUACCAAAUUAAAAGCUUUAGAGGUUCUUUGUCGUGAUGUCAUGAAGCGACUUCGUGAUGAUCAAACUAAGAGGGACCCAGCCCGUAAACACUCUAGUCCUCAGGAACAUACUCACUGUCCUGAUUUGGGAAGCUCUCAUAUUGGCAAUGCCUUUAGUGGCAGUAUAACUAACGGAAUCAGUACACUUGCUUCACAGGCUCUUGCAAGUGCUCCAGUGGCUUCUAGCGAUCUAGGUGACUUGCAGAUAGACCCCUCACUCCUGCAGGCAGCUAAUGAUCCCUCGUUUGCCACAGUCGACCAUCAGGACUCGGGUCAUACCUUUGGAUACGUGGACCCCUUAUUAGAGCCUUCUACUAUGCAAAUUCUUGUGUAUCUUCGCAUUCACGCUCAAAGUUCAUUGCAUGGGGAUUCCAAACCCUGGAUUGAAAAACUGACAACGCGAUCUGUUGCUGAACUACGCCAACUAGUCAACACCAGAUAUCCAGACACCUUUAUUACAAAGAUUGAGGGCACGGACAAGGAUGAGAAUGGGCAUGAGAUAUCUUUCGUUAUAGACGAGGACCACGAAUUUGACGCUUACUUGACUCACAUGCAAGGGAGAAAAGCUUCGUUUCUUUUUAGCUUGGAACAAGUCUAA